ACAGAUCAGCAGACAAGCGGACGUUUUGUGAAAUAAUAUAGUGAUUUAAUCCGUGUCAAGGAUCAUUAAGAUUAUAUUAGAGGAAAUACAUUGAAAUCUAAAUAACAAAUGACAAGCGUUGCAGUGAUUACUAUCGUCGCGGCACUAAUCGGUAAUGUGAUUUGCGCCCCAGCCGAGGUCAAAGGAAAUGAUAGAGGCGUCGACACCAUCAGGAGCCCGGCUAAUCUCUCUUUCGAAGAAUUAAACUACCUACUGCGAGUUAGAAGUGGCGUUGAUACACCAAAUGUUAAUCCUAUAUAUCUGACACCGUGUGCGAGGGCUAUACUCGGCUGCUGCAAAGAGAACGUAAUGAACGGAGACUGUUCUGAGUCAUUAAACUGCGGCGCUUAUUUUUUCGACGUCAAUCCUUGCGACGUUAAAUAUAUACAAAUGGCUUUGGAAUCAGCGAAAGCGUUCUAUGAACAAUUUGAUAAUCUCAAUACAAACUGAUUGAACUUAAAAUUUAGUAUAAAUAUAAAUCGAAAGACUGCUUAAUUUUUAAGUUAUUUAUUAUUUUAGUUUUAGCUGUAUGUAUGAAUUUAAGAUAAUUAAAAUAAAU
This is a messenger RNA of Diatraea saccharalis (sugarcane borer), 598 nucleotides long. The record is from the annotation of a GenBank genome assembly. Lineage: Eukaryota; Metazoa; Arthropoda; Insecta; Lepidoptera; Crambidae.